Racocetra persica is the source of this 273-nucleotide messenger RNA. Lineage: Eukaryota; Fungi; Glomeromycota; Glomeromycetes; Diversisporales; Gigasporaceae. The record is from the annotation of a GenBank genome assembly.
GUUACAAUUUUUCAAAGUAUAACUCUGCAAGUUCAAACAUUACAAAAUAAACCUAACAUUUAUGACCUGCCAAUUGUACCUGCUUUCAGAAAUUUUUCUGCACCUGUUCAAGACCCUUCUGAACCACAUGGAGACAAUGCUAUUUUUCAUUUAAAAAAAGGGAUCUAUAACAGUAUAAAUGGAAAAACUACUAAUUUGUCAGUUAUAUUUGAAGAUCAGGACACUGAAGACAUUAAAGAUGUCGAAGAUACUGCCACUAUUAUUGAUGAUUGA